Messenger RNA from Salvia hispanica, 1015 nucleotides. RefSeq names its product small ribosomal subunit protein uS5x-like. Gene Ontology annotation, molecular function: RNA binding; structural constituent of ribosome. The record is from RefSeq and is a predicted model, not a curated record. Gene Ontology annotation, cellular component: cytosolic small ribosomal subunit; ribosome. NCBI's taxonomy places the organism in Eukaryota, Viridiplantae, Streptophyta, Magnoliopsida, Lamiales, Lamiaceae. Gene Ontology annotation, biological process: translation.
AAGAUAGGGUUUCAGUCGGUCUAUUGUUAUUCACUCGCCUCUCUUUUCUCUCAAUCUAGUGCUAACUGCAACAAUGGCGGAAAGAGGCGGAGACAGGGGUGGUUUCGGGCGAGGAUUCGGCGGUCGUGGACGUGGAGGAGACAGGGGCGGUCGUGGACGCGGCCGGCGCCCUCGCCGUGAGGCAGAAGAGGAGAAGUGGGUGCCGUGCACCAAAUUGGGGCGAUUGGUUCGCGACGGGAAGAUCAAAUCUCUGGAGCAGAUCUACCUCCACUCCCUCCCAAUCAAGGAGUACCAAAUCAUCGACCUCCUGGUGGGGCCGUCGCUCAAGGACGAGGUGAUGAAAAUCAUGCCGGUGCAGAAGCAGACGCGCGCCGGGCAGAGGACCAGGUUCAAGGCCUUCGUGGUGGUCGGGGAUAGCAACGGCCACGUCGGAUUGGGAGUCAAGUGCUCGAAGGAGGUGGCCACCGCCAUCCGCGGCGCCAUUAUUUUGGCGAAGCUGUCUGUGAUUCCGGUGAGGAGGGGAUACUGGGGGAAUAAGAUCGGGAAGGUCCACACCGUGCCCUGCAAGGUCACCGGGAAGUGUGGCUCCGUGACUGUGAGGAUGGUGCCUGCUCCCCGUGGAUCUGGUAUUGUGGCUGCGCGUGUGCCGAAGAAGGUGCUUCAAUUCGCUGGAAUUGAUGAUGUGUUUACUUCUUCCCGUGGAUCCACCAAAACCCUUGGAAACUUUGUCAAGGCAACUUUUGAUUGUCUGCUGAAGACAUAUGGGUUCUUGACACCGGACUUCUGGAGGGAGACUAGAUUCACCAAGUCUCCAUUCCAAGAGUACACUGAUCUUUUGGCUAAGCCCACAGCCAAGAUUGUCCAUGUUGUGGAUGACGUUGAAGCUUGAGGAUAAGUUGCUGUUUUAAUUUUGUUUUUUGAUGGAUUGUUUAAGCUUCUUAUCGUUUUAAAUACUUGUUUUAUCUGAGGAUUUUUUACAUUGCCUUUUUCUUGGAAUCUAUUUAGUUUUAAAUUA